UUAUUUAUGCUUGGAAGUAACAGAAAAAGUUCAGCAAGCUUAGAAAUAAGGGAUUGUGGGGAAAAUGCUCAGCAAGUUAGCUUAUCCUUGUCGGAGUUUUGAAGAAUAGGAGCCAAUCAUGUUUAAAAGCUCCGUUCUUGAUUGCACUUAAAACAAAUAGCGCUAGGUUUCCGCAUAUUGGAGGAAUCAAGAGUUGUGGAGCUGGAGCUGGAGCUGGAGCGGGAGCAGGACAACAGGUACGGAUCGGCCAUGAUCGAUUCAAUGUCAGAUAGACUGGGCGGCGGACUAACCCUCCUCGGAAUCAGGCCGAUCGCGCCAUCCCUUCACCCGCCGACCCGGAACUGGUGACGCACACUUCCGCCGGAGUUCGCGGGCUCCGGGAAAAAUGGCGCUGCCGGCGGUGGGCAGGGACUAAGGGGCGGCGAGCGGUGCGGGCAUGGCGAGCUUGGAUCACAAGUCGCCAAACCUACUGUUGCAGAGUCUGUGUUGCCGGAUUCUUGGCCGCAACGAGGCUGAUGUGGCUCAACAAUUCCAGUAUGCUGUGCGAGUUAUUGGAAGCAAUUUUGCUCCCACUGUGGAGCGGGAUGAAUUUCUUGUGGCUGAAAAAAUCAAGAAAGAAAUGGUGAGGCAGAGAAGGGAGGCAGAUGCAGCUUUAUUUUCAGAACUUCAUCGUAAGCUGCAGUCACAGGGUAUAAUAAAAAACAGAUGGGCUGUACUCUACCUCCUGCUCAGCCUCAGUGAGGAUCCACGUAAACCCCUGAGCAAGGUAGCUAAUUAUGCGGCAUUAUUUGCGCAAGCAUUACCAAGAGAUGCUCAUUCUACUCCUUACUACUACUCCAGACCACAGUCUCUUCCCCUGACUUAUUCUGACAGGGCUGCUUCCUCUCAAAGUGUUGGCAGCAUGGGAAGUAGUGGAGUUGGCAGCCUUAGUAUUUAUGGCUUAAAUGGGCCAACACCAACCCCUCAGUCAUUAUUACCAGGACAAACGUAUCAAAGUACAGCAACAGCAGAUGCAAUGAGACAGCAGUUAGGAUCGCGGCUUGCGUGGGCAUUGUCUGCUGCUCAACCCUCAUCAUUAUCUACCUCAAAAGGACUUCCAGGCUCAAUGUCUCGGAAUAUGUCAAGGCUGAGACGUGAAGGUGAUCUUGGCUCAUCUUCAGAAGUAACAGAGGUCGCACUGGUCAGAGAUAUUCUUUAUGUCUUCCAGGGAAUUGAUGGCAAAUGUAUCAAAAUGUGUAAUUCUGAAAACUGCUAUAAAAUUGAUUCCAAGCUGGGAAUAUCAAAAUCUCUGAGAGAUACAGUGAGUAGAUUAGCAGAACUUGGAUGGCUUCAUAACAAAAUAAGGAAAUACACGGACCAGAGAUGUUUAGAUCGUGCCUUUGGCCUUGUGGGGCAGAGUUUUUGUGCUUCCUUGCAUCAGGAGCUGAAGGAAUAUUACAGGUUACUUUCUGUUUUACAUUCCCAGAUACAAGUAGAAGAUGACCAAGGUGUGAAUGUUGGACUGGAAAGCACUCUAACGUUGCGGCGCCUACUCAUCUGGACGUAUGAUCCCAAGAUCAGACUCAAGACACUUGCAGCCCUUGUUGAUCAUUGCCAAGGGAGGAAAGGUGGAGAAUUGGCAUCUGCUGUCCACGCUUACACCAAAACUGGAGACCCAUACAUGAGAUCAUUGGUGCAGCAUAUCCUGAGCCUGGUAUCACACCCUAUACUCAAUUUCCUCUAUCGCUGGAUUUAUGAUGGAGAGUUGGAAGACACGUACCACGAGUUUUUUGUAGCUUCUGAUCCGACUGUGAAGGCUGACAGAUUAUGGCAUGACAAAUACACUCUGAGAAAAUCAAUGAUUCCAUCCUUCAUCACGAUGGAUAAAGCCAGAAAGGUGCUUUUGAUUGGGAAAUCCAUAAAUUUUUUGCAUCAAGUUUGUCAUGAUCAAACUCCAACAGCAAAGAUGAUGGCAGUGACAAAAUCAGCUGUUUCACCAAAAGAUGCUGCUGAACUGUUCACUGAUUUGGAAGGUGGUUUUCAAGAAAAAAUUGAUGCAGCGUAUCAUGAAACUAGCAAAUACUUGCUCGAUGUACUCAACCGGAAUUAUCAUUUGCUGGAGCACAUUAAGGCAGCACGACGUUACUUACUCCUGGGUCAGGGAGAUUUCGUACGUCACCUCAUGGAUUUGCUUAAGCCUGAGUUGGCGAGAUCAGCCUCAACACUGUAUCAACACAAUCUGACCGGAAUCCUUGAAACUGCUGUUCGAGCCACAAAUGCACAGUUUGAUAAUCCUGAGAUCCUCAAACGCCUGGAUGUUAGACUCUUGGAGAUAUCGGCUGGAGAUACAGGAUGGGAUGUGUUCAGUUUGGAUUAUCACGUUGAUGGCCCAAUUGCAACAGUGUUCACGCGAGAAUGUAUGAAUCAUUAUUUAAGGGUAUUCAACUUCCUGUGGCGAGCUAAACGAAUGGAGUAUGUUCUCACUGAUAUCUGGAAAGGACAGAUGUGUAAUGCUAAGUUGCUUAAAAACAUACCAGAGCUAUCAGGAGUGCUUCACCAGUGUCACAUUCUAGCAUCAGAAAUGGUGCACUUUGUACAUCAGAUGCAGUAUUACAUCACUUUUGAGGUAUUGGAAUGUUCCUGGGAUGAGCUGUGGAAUAAGUUGCAACAGGCACAGGAUCUUGAUCACAUCACUGCUGCUCAUGAAACUUUCCUUGACACAAUAGUCUCACAAUGUCUGCUGGACAGCAACUCUGAAGAACUGUUAACACAGCUUCGAGCACUAUUUGAUCGAAUCUUGGAGUUUCAGAGUGCGCAAGAGUCCAUGUAUCGUUCGGCCCUUGAGGAAUUACAUCAUCGGCUGCGGUAUGCAGAAUUGAAGAAGGAAAGACAGGCAGAGGGGAAGUGGGGAACGACAGCAGCUGAAGAGGAGGCAGAAAAUAAGAGAAUUAAUGAAUUCCAGCAGUUAAUUCCGAAGAUGUGUUCUCAGAUACGUGUAUGCUCACAUUUUUACCAGGAUAUUGUCCAACAAUUCCUGGUAUUAUUGACAAAAAGUCCUGAUGAAAGUCUCCGUUUCCUUAACUUCAGACUGGACUUCAACGAACAUUAUAAAGCAAGGGAUCCUCGGCUGCGUGCUUCACUGGGCAGUACCAGGGGCAAACGCAGCUCAGCAAUAUUCUGCUAGACAUUAAGAACUGCAGUUAAGAAACAGAAGGAGCUGGACCUGAUGUGGAUCAUACUGCCUCUUGGUCAGAGAGGCUUCGGAGGAGUUAGUGCACGAAGGAGGCUGCAGACUGAUAGCGAGUGACCAUCUUUGUUACUUUUCUUAUAAUCCCAAGACCCUUUUGGACAUUGCUAAUACUGCAAGUCUGAUUCACUGGUUUAUUGGCGGACAGUGGGGAGCUGUGUGGUCGUGCUCGUAGUGAGGAGCUAGGCCUCAAGCUGCAAUGUGGUGUUACAAGAAUCACCCCUGUUUACAGCUGCCGGGGGAGAGGUGUCAAAGCUGGUGAGUUCCACUGGGUGCGAUGUGGCACAGCGUCGGGGCUGGAGUCAGUGCUGUGCCCCGAGUGUUCUCUCAGAGAAGACGAGCUGUAUUAUGGCCAACGGAUUUCUGUGGCAUUCAAGGACUCGGGGUGUCAAGCUACGGUGUUACCUGUUCACAGCCACCAGGAGAGAGGCUGCAAGAUUUAAUGUGAUUAAAAGGAUCGCGAGGCCCUUUUAGACAUUGUAGGUGUGGAAUGUUGCAAGUGUGAUUCACUGGUUUGUUGGCAGGGGAGCUGCUUGGCCUUGGUCACAGCGAAGACUAGGCCUUAAUCUGCGGUGUGGCCUGGAGAGAAGUGUCAAAGCCAGUUUGCUUCACGUGAUGGGGGCAGGAUGGCAUGGGGUUCAGGCUGGAGUCGAUACCGCCCCUCAGUGUUCCUUCGGCAGAAGUCGAGCUGUAUUGUGGUAGACUGCAGAUUUCUGCGGCAUCCACGGACUUAGGGUCUGGACCAUUCUUUUGCGUGACUUUUUUACCGAUAUCCUACACAUGCCUGCAUGUAUCUUGUAUGUGCUUUGUGUGACUCUUGGUACUGUAUUCGUAUAUAGUUAAAUGACAAUUAAAUUGAA
Messenger RNA from Hypanus sabinus (Atlantic stingray), 4086 nucleotides. It is a transcript of the gene tubgcp3, whose product is annotated as tubulin gamma complex component 3. The record is from RefSeq and is a predicted model, not a curated record. The transcript is spliced from 23 exons. Gene Ontology annotation, biological process: microtubule nucleation; spindle assembly; mitotic cell cycle. Bases 437 to 3163 code for a protein of 908 amino acids. Gene Ontology annotation, molecular function: gamma-tubulin binding; microtubule minus-end binding. NCBI's taxonomy places the organism in Eukaryota, Metazoa, Chordata, Chondrichthyes, Myliobatiformes, Dasyatidae. Gene Ontology annotation, cellular component: centrosome; equatorial microtubule organizing center; gamma-tubulin small complex.